Messenger RNA from Moneuplotes crassus, 939 nucleotides. Lineage: Eukaryota; Ciliophora; Spirotrichea; Euplotida; Euplotidae. The record is from the annotation of a GenBank genome assembly.
AUGCUAGGAGAAGGAGAAAUUGUUGAUGAGAAAUAUACGCUUGGAAGAAGGGUCGGCAAAGGAGCAUAUUCGUACUGAUAUCUUGCAAAACAACUCCUAGAGGACGGAAAGACCCCGGAUGAUCGACAGGAGGUUGUUUUGAAGAUCAAUAGCAAGCAAGAGUUUUCUUUUGUAGAUGAAUUUAAUGUAUCCUCGGAGCUUAGUUCCUUUCCUCAGCUGUUGCAUUACAAACAGUUUGGCACCUUCACGCAUGAGAGCGAGGAGAGGAAGUUCGAAUACAUGGUUACUGACUUCAUGCCCAAUGGGACUCUCUUUGAUUAUGUCUCAAAUAAUGGGUUUGAUGAAGACUGUGCACGCUUUCUUUUCAAACAUAUUUUGAAAGGGAUCGAGUCAAUGCAUGAUAGCGGAUAUGCCCAUCUUGACCUCAAAUUGGGAAACAUACUUCUUGACAUGCAUUACCAGCCCAAAAUCUGCGACUAUGGCUUCUCUCAAAGAGUAAGCAAGGAGGACUUUUUGCCUAGCAAGGAAUUUGAAUGUUUUGGAACCAAAAAUUAUAUUUCCCCUGAAAUAUUCACCGACGAGGUUUUCAAUUGUUUCAGAGCAGAUAUUUUUGCACUUGGAGUUGCAUUCUUUAUCCUAAUGGUUGGAGAUUACCCAUUUUCAAAGGCUACAAAAUCAGAUUCCAAGUAUCAGCACAUGUUCAAAAAGGAUCCCUUCGUUUUUUGGAGAAAACAUGCUAGAGCCAAAAAGAAAAGAAAUAAGGGGCUGAUAUCUGAUGAACUUGUCGAUCUCCUUACAAUGAUGAUGAUACCAGACCAAGAAAAGAGAAUCACGGUAGAUCAAAUAAAAGACCAUCCAUGGUAUCAAGAACCUUCCAUGGAGAUAUCAAAAGUAAAAGAGUACAUGAAAUCCCAACUUUCUCUUAAAACCAAGAGAUAG